GUAGUGCUGCUGGCCGGCGCGUGGUGGGCCCGUGGUUGGAGCGGCGCGUCUCAGACUUCAGUGACAUCAAAAAUGGCAUCCCAGAAGGAAAUACUGAGCGAUGGGCGGUUCAGCCGCGUUGCCCGGGAUCCCAGGUUUUGGGAGAUGCCAGAAAAAGACCGUAAAGUCAAGAUUGACAAACGCUUUCGAGCAAUGUUUCAUGACAAGAGGUUCAAGCUGAAGUGCACAGUGGAUAAAAGAGGUCGACCUGUUAACUAUACCUCUGUAGAGAACCUCAAGAAGUUCUAUGCCUUGUCGGAAUCUGACUCUGAACUUUCAGAAGAUGAGAGCGAAGUACGUGCAGAAAAGAAAAAAAAGAAGAAAAAAGCUAAGCCUAAGGAAGGAGAUUCUGUAAAACCAAUUCCUCAGGAAGAGAGUAAAAUGAAAAAACAAGGGGUGGACCAAGCAUGUAAAGAUGACCCUCAGAACGAAGGACAGAAAGUUGCAUCUAGAUUCAAAUUGAAAGAGGUCUCCAAGAAAACCAGAACAGAAAUGGAUGACUCCCAGGGAAACAAGGACCUUUUAUGCGAUACAGAAAAUGAGGAAGGAGGUGAACCAAAAGGAAGGUUGGUUUCAGUUCAAAAUAAGCAGAAGACUUCAAAGCCAAGAGGUGCUAAUACAGUUAAAGCUGCAAAGAGGGUCUGUUCUGUACAAGGAAAAACACAGGAAUCAGUGACUGCUUGCAGAGACAGCGGUGCUGAAAGUGACAUCGGUGAAAGCCAAUUAGAGGAAGAAAUUUCUGCAAGGGAAAGUUCUGAGUGUAUGCAAUCAGAAGAAGAGUUGGAAGACAAUGGGGAAACAGAUGAGGACGAGGAGUCAGAAGACAGUGAGGAAACAGAUGAAGGUGGUGAUUCGGAAGAUGGAGAAAGUGAUAUAGAGCCUGAUCUGGCUAGAGGUAUAGGGAACAUUGAAACAAGCUCGGAGGAUGAUGAUGACUUAGAUGAUCUAUUUCCAAAGGAGCCAGAGAUUGAGCAUUCAUGGGGUGAACUAGAUAAAGAUGCCCCUCGUGGAGAUGAGAUUACAAGCAGACUGGCAGUUUGCAAUAUGGACUGGGAUAGACUUAAAGCUAAGGACUUGCUGGCUUUAUUUAAUUCUUUCAUACCCAAAGGAGGAACUAUAUUUUCUAUUAAGAUUUAUCCUUCAGAGUUUGGAAAAGAAAGAUUGAAAGAGGAAGAACAACAAGGGCCUAAGGAACUGUUUGAUCUUCCAGAGAACACCACAGAGAAAGACGAGCUUUAUAAGGAAAAGCUGAGGGAAUAUCAGUUUAAGCGACUGAAGUACUUCUAUGCAGUUGUAGAAUGUGACUCUCCUGAAACAGCCAAUAAAAUUUACGAGGAAUGCGAUGGACUGGAAUUUGAAAGUAGCUGCUCUUUUAUUGACCUCAGAUUUAUUCCAGAUAAUGUUACAUUUGAUGAUAAGCCAAAGGACACAGCCUCAGAAGUGAAUGUAUCUGGAUAUAAGCCAAAGUACUUCACAUCUGCUGCAAUGGGAACAUCAAAGGUAGAUAUCACAUGGGAUGAAACAGAUCAUGAACGAGUAAUGUCACUUAGCAGAACUUUUAAUAAAGAGGAACUUCUGGACAUGGAUUUUCAAGCUUAUUUGGCUUCAUCUAGUGAAGAAGAGGAGGAAGAGCAGCAAGGGGAAGGUGUAGCUCAUGAAAUGGAAGAUGACAAACCCAGGAAGAGCCAAAAAGAUGAUGAAGAGCAAAUUGCCAAGUAUAGAGAAAUUUUGCAAAGCAUCCAAGAAAAAGAGAAAAAGCAGGAAGAAAAGGAUAUAGAAAUGGAGAUUAAAUGGGUUCCAGGCCUGAAAGAAACUGCUGAAGAAAUGGUCAAAAAUAGGUUGGAAGGAAAGGAUAACCUCACUCCAUGGCAAAAAUACCUGGAGAAGAAGAAAGAAAAAAGAAAUCUUAAAAAAAAGAGGAAGGCUACUGCUGAGAGAGAAAUGAGCGAAGAUGAGAUUCCCUCUGAUGUUGAUCUCAGUGAUCCAUAUUUUGCUGAGGAACUUGGAAAAACAGGUUUAAAGAAGAAGGCAGAGUUGGUUGAAAGUAACUCAGAAGAUGAAGCUGAAGUUGAAAAACAGAAGGCUGAAAUGGCUCUACUUAUGAUGGAUGAUGAGGACGAUGGCAGAAAGCAUUUUAAUUAUAAACAGAUUGUGGAACAGCAGAACUUGAGCAAGAAGAAAAAGAAACUCUUAAUGAAAAAGAAGGAAUUACUAGAAGAUGACUUCCAGGUAAACGUUGCUGAUACGAGGUUCCAAGCCAUGUUUACAUCCCCCUUAUUUAACGUGGAUCCUUCUGAUCCAAAUUUCAAGAAGACAAAAGCAGUAGAAAGGAUCUUGGAAGAGAAAGCUCGCCGAAGAGAGCAAAAGCAGCAAGAUCUUCACGAGGCAAGCAAGGAAUGGGAGAACAAGGUGGCAAAGAAAGAGACUAAGAAAUCCAUAGAUCCUGCCUUGUCAAUGUUAGUAAAAUCUGUCAAAAACAAAACUGAACAGUUUCAGGCAAGGAAAAGACAGAAAAUCAAAUAACUGAUCUUUGUUUCUGACUCUGACUUUUCUUUCCUAACAUCUGUUGAAGUUGCUAUAUCUGCUUUAAUUCCUAUCCCCCUAAAAUUUUCAGAAAGGUCAUUGAAUUCUAGUGGCAAGUUUUAAAGUGAGGACAACAACAAAAGCCCUUUCCGUCUUGCCCCAAAAUGUUUUCUACUGUUGAAAAAACACAUCACCAAACAACAUGUUUCCAUAGCAUGCAGUGUCUUAAAGGUAACAGAAGUAGUGAGGAUAUCUACAGAAAUUAGCCACAAUUACAGCUGUAUUUAAAAGUAAGAAAAACACUUCUGCAGAGAGUUGAGAGCUGAGACUAAUCGGUCUUAGUGUCAUUAAUUCUGAAGAAGUCUAUAGAUACAGUCACUGAUUAAAAAAAGGUUUUAAUAUAAAUACCAAUUGAAGAAGUUCUAUAUACAUCCCUUUUGUGUAUUUUAAUGACCUCUUUUGUAUAUUUUAUAUGAUUAUAUACAUGCUACAUGACUAAUUUCUCUUCAGAAUUUCCUGGAUCUAGUUAAAAUUAAUUAAUGGGGGAAAAAAACACCAUUUGGAAGA
Lagopus leucura (white-tailed ptarmigan) is the source of this 3129-nucleotide messenger RNA. It is a transcript of the gene ESF1, whose product is annotated as ESF1 nucleolar pre-rRNA processing protein homolog. Bases 73 to 2562 code for a protein of 829 amino acids. The transcript has 14 exons. The record is from RefSeq and is a predicted model, not a curated record. Lineage: Eukaryota; Metazoa; Chordata; Aves; Galliformes; Phasianidae. Gene Ontology annotation, biological process: rRNA processing. Gene Ontology annotation, molecular function: RNA binding. Gene Ontology annotation, cellular component: nucleus.